AUCUCACACAUCAAGACAUCCAGGAGCCUCCACAUCAUGUGUCAGAUCCCAGUCUUCUGCUGGAUCUCUGCUACAGUUCUGGAGCACAUGUUGACCACAGAGCAGAGAGGAGAGCUCCCCAAGACCCUGACUGACCUGUACUCACACUUCCUGCUGGUUCAGACAAAGAGGAAGUAUGAUGAGGGACAUGAGACAAGUUCACAGGAGCUGACGAAGGCUGACAGGGAAGUUCUUCUGAAGCUGGGGAGGCUGGCGUUUGAACAUCUGGAGAAAAGAAACAUCAUGUUCUACCAAGAAGACCUGGAGCACUGUGGUCUUGAUGCCUUGGUUUACUCAGGAGUUUGUACAGAGAUCUUUAAAAGAGAGAGUGUGAUCUUCCAGAAAACAGUCUACUGCUUUGUUCAUCUGAGCAUUCAGGAGUUUCUGGCUGCAGUCUACAUGUUCCACUGUUACACAGAGAGGAAGACAAGACAGCUGAGGACUUUCCUGGGACAAGACUACAAACACUGGGACUCAAAACCUUCAAAGUGUUUUGAAAAUAACAGUAGUAGCUACCCAUCGCUCGAUGUCCUCCUGAGUGAUGCCAUGGAGAAAUCCAUCGAAAGUGAAAAUGGCCACCUGGACCUGUUUGUUCGCUUCCUUCAUGGCCUGUCUCUGGAGUCCAACCAGAGACUCUUAGGAGGCCUUCUGGGUCAGACAGAGAACAGACCAGAAAUCAUCCAGGGAGCCAUCGACAACCUGACGGAGAUGAACACAGAUGAUAUCUCUCCUGACAGAAGCAUCAACAUCUUCCUCUGUCUGAUGGAGAUGAAUGACCACUCAGUACAUCAGGAGAUCCAAGAGUUCCUGAAGUCAGAGAACAGAUCAGAGAAGAGACUCUCUGAGAUCCACUGUUCAGCUCUGGCCUACGUUCUGCAGAUGUCAGAGGAGGUUCUGGAUGAGUUGGACCUGGACAAGUACGACACAUCAGAGGAGGGAAGACGGAGACUGAUCCCAGCUGUGGGGAACUGCAGAAAGGCUGUAUUGAGUUCCUGCAGUUUGUCAGAGAUCAGCUGUGCUUCUCUGGCCUCAGCUCUGAAGCCCAACCCCUCCCAUCUGAGACACCUGGAGCUGAGUGACAACUACCUGCAGGAUUCAGGAGUGAAGCUGCUGUGUGGUUUUCUGGAGAGUCCACACUGUAGACUGGAAACUCUGAGACUGAGCAGCUGUAACCUCUCAGAGAGAAGCUGUGAAGCUCUGUCCUCAGUUCUCAGCUCCCAGUCCUCUAGUCUGAGGGACCUGGACCUGAGUAACAACAAGCUGCAGGAUUCAGGGGUGAAGCUUCUGUCUGCUGGACUGAAAAGUCCACAGUGUAACCUGGAGAUUCUCAGACUGAGCAGCUGUAACCUCUCAGAGAGAAGCUGUGAAGUUCUGUCCUCAGUUCUCAGCUCCCAGUGCUCUCGUCUGAGGGACCUGGACCUGAGUAACAACAAGCUGCAGGAUUCAGGGGUGAAGCUUCUGUCUGCUGGACUGAAGAGUCCACACUGUACCCUGGAGACUCUCAGACUGAGCAGCUGUAACCUCUCAGAGAGAAGCUGUGAAGCUCUGUCCUCAGUUCUCAGCUCCCAGUCCUCUAGUCUGAGACACCUGGACCUGAGUAACAAUGACCUGCAGGAUCCAGGAGUGAAGUUUCUGUCCGCUGGACUGAAGAGUCCACACUGUACCCUGGAGACCCUCAGGCUGUCAGGAUGUCUGAUCACAGAGGAAGGAUGUGCUUCUCUGGCCUCAGCUCUGAGCUCCAACCCCUCCCAUGUGAGAGAGCUGGACCUGAGCUACAAUCAUCCAGGAGACUCAGGAGUGAAGCUGCUGUCUGCUGGACUGGAGGAUCCACACUGGAGACUUGACACCCUCAGGGUGGAGCCUGGUGGAGUCCAAUGGUUGAGAUCAGGUCUGAGGAAGUAUUUCUGUGAACUCACCAUCGACACAAACACAGUAAACAGAAACCUCAAACUGUCUGACAACAACAGGAAGGUGACACAUGUGGAGGAGGAUCAGUCAUAUCCUGAUCAUCCAGACAGAUUUGACCAGUGGCCUCAGCUGCUGUGUAGUAAUGGUCUGACUGGUCGCUGUUACUGGGAGGUCGAGUGGAGAGGAAGGGUUGAUAUAUCAGUGAGUUACAGAGGAAUCAAAAGUAAAGGAGACACAGAAAACUCUGUUUUUGGAGAGAACGAUCAGUCCUGGAGUCUGAGCUGCUCUGAUGGUCGUUACUCUUUUUGGCACAAUAACAGAAAGACACGUCUCUCUUUCUCCUCCUCCUUUUCAUCAUCUUCCUCUGUCUCUGACAGAGUAGCAGUAUAUGUGGACUGUCCUGCUGGCUCUCUGUCCUUCUACAGAGUCUCCUCUGACUCACUCAUCAACAUCUACACCUUCAACACCACAUUCACUGAACCUCUGUAUCCUGGGUUUAGUUUCUGGGAGUCUGGUUCCUCAGUGUCUCUGUAGAGUGUAGCAGGGAGAGUCUCCUCCUGUUAGAGCUGUCCUUGAAAAUAGUGGGGCGCGGUGCGAUGCCGGGGGGGCGCGUGUGACCCUGGGGAACAUGCUUUCUUUUUUUGGGUACUAGAAUAAAGUGUAAUUGCACAUCCACUACAGAAGGUGGCAGUGGUGCUCUCAUUGUCAGAGUGUGCACAGGGAGUAUAAAAGCUAUGCUGUAGGCGAUAUGAAGUGCAGUGAACAAACCCUCAAGAGACACCAUGGAAAAAGGGAUGAAAAGAAAUGCGGAGAGAGACAGAGGUAAUGAGACAAACGAAAGUCACCUGAAAGCUAAGACGAGGAAAUAUGACGAAGCGUAUGUAGCGCUUGGCUUCACUGUGAAUACGGUGGGAGACGAGGAAAGACCGGUGUAUUUGUGUCUUAAAAUGUUGGCAGCAGACAGCAUGAAGCCAAAUAAAUUAAGGCGUCACUUAAAGACAUUACACCCCAGUCACGCUGAUUGCCCGCUUGAGUUUUUUCAGCGAAAACGUGCCGAAUAUUGCCAACAAUCAUCCCGCUUUGUGAAUGCUAAUUCAGUAAACCAGCGAGCACUGUUAGCAUCAUAUAAGAUGGCGUACCAAAUUGCUCAGUGAAAAAAACCCUACACCAUAGCAGAGGAGCUGAUACUGCCUGCAGCAUUAGACGUGGUCUCUGUUAUGCUGGACGACGCAAGUGCUGCGAAAAUAAAAACUAUCCCUCUGUCCAAUGACACUGUUGCCAAGAACAGCUGGUAGAUAAACUCAAAGACAAACCUUUUGCCUUACAAUUCUAUGAAGCAACUGACAGGAACAAAGACUGUUUACUGCUUAUGUACAUUUUGACAUGACAAUCUCCCUGUGUGAGGAUCUACUAUUUUAAUAUGUCAGAGACAGAGCCACAGCUGAAUAGCUAUUCAAAAUGCUGGACUGCUUCCUGACUGAGAAUGGGCUAAAGUGGGAGAACUGCAUUGGUGUUUGCAGUGAUGGUGCACAGACCAUGGCAGGGAUGAGAAAAGGACUCUGGGCACUCAUCAAAAAGGCCUCACCUAAUGCUGAGUGGACACACUGUGUUAUACAUAGAGAAGCACUGGCCUCAAGGCACCACAUUGAGACUGAGGUUCACAUCACAGACACUGAGUGAAUUCUACCUGAAUGUAGAGAGGCAGUAUCCGCUCUUAGGACAGAAGGCUAUGGGCAUUCUUCUUCCUUUUGCAACAUCAUAUCUUUGUGAGACUGGCUUCUCUGCUGUUGCUGCACUGAAGACCAAGUACAGGUCCCAGCUAAACAUUGAGAAUUGCAAUGUCAUGCAAACCCCUCUUCGAAAAGCUGUGCACUGCAAAACGUGCUCAAUGUCGCCAUUAAUCCUGACUUCCUCAUUUUGAUAAAAAAAAUCAGCACAAAUUAUUUUAUUCAUUUUUGUUUUGUAGGUUAAAGUGUUUUAUAUAUUGUUCUACUGAGUUAAGGUUGCAGAUCAAUUUGAAUUUAUUGUUAUUUAUUGAUUUUAUUUAAUUUUAUUUUUCAGUAUCAAAUGGCAGUCAGUCAAAAAAUGUUUAUAGUUUAAAUAAGGAUUUUUUUUUUUUUAAUUUCAGGCAAAUUGAUGCACUUUAAAUCUUUUUUGUUACAGACUAAAAAACAGUUCUUUGUUGUAAGUUGAUCUAUAUUUCUUUCUUUUUUCUUUUUUGUUGUCUUUAAUGUUAAUAAGGAUGCAGUGUUAUGGAGAGGGCGCGUAAGAAAAUAAUUGAGAAGCACUGUGUUAGAGAAACUCUCUCACUGUUUAACAGAUAGUUCAGUCUGUCUCUUUCACUCACACUCACCUUUUCAGAUUCAUGUAUUAAAGCAGUUUAUUUGUUAAACUC
Messenger RNA from Toxotes jaculatrix (banded archerfish), 4342 nucleotides. RefSeq names its product NACHT, LRR and PYD domains-containing protein 14-like. The record is from RefSeq and is a predicted model, not a curated record. The annotation marks the transcript as partial. The transcript has 8 exons. NCBI's taxonomy places the organism in Eukaryota, Metazoa, Chordata, Actinopteri, Toxotidae. Gene Ontology annotation, molecular function: protein binding.